GGAGGCACGAAGCUGCUUCCAGACAACUGAGACCAAACAGAGGAGGUGCGAAACAACGCCGACAUCAGGAGCCGCGCAGUGCCUGGCCACCAUAAUGUAGAACUAAACCAGCUAGAGCAGUCUUGUGCCACAUCUACCCAUUUACAUAACCAGAUGUAUCGGGUGGAGUGGCGGAUUUAAAGGGCCUGUUUCUUUCCAGCGUGCUUAAAAUGAAGGAGCUGAAGGGCUGCGGUAUGCGCUGCUCGGUGGGCUUUCUGUCCCGCAGAGAGCUCACCGGACAGCCGCUCUUAAAGGAGGAGUUCCAGAGGCGAAGGCUGGCAGGCUGCACCAGCCUCUACAAGAAGAAUCUGGAGGGCCAUUUUGGCUGCGUCAACGCCAUAGAGUUCUCCAACAACGGCGGGGAAUGGCUGGUGUCCGGAGGAGAUGACCGGCGUGUUCUUCUAUGGGAUAUGGAGAAAUCCCUCCACUCCCAUUCCAAGCCUGUGAAACUGAAGGGCGAGCACCUGUCCAACAUCUUCUGCCUUGCCUUUGACAGCACCAACACCAAAGUCUUCUCUGGUGGAAAUGAUGAACAGGUGAUUCUUCACGACGUGGAGAGACGGGAAACUCUGAACGUGUUCCUGCAUAUAGAUGCUGUGUACAGCUUAUCUGUCAGUCCGGUCAACGACAACAUAUUUGCAAGCUCGUCUGAUGAUGGCCGCGUUCUGAUCUGGGACACUCGUGAGCCGCCGCAUGGAGAGCCGUUCUGCCUGGCUAGUUACCCUUCAGCCUUCCACAGCGUAAUGUUCAACCCCGUGGAGCCUCGGCUGCUCGCCACAGCAAACUCAAAGGAAGGGGUGGGACUGUGGGACAUUCGAAAGCCUCGCAGCUCUCUGCUCCGGUACGGCGGCAGCAUGUCCCUGCAGAGCGCCAUGAGUGUUCGCUUCAACAGCACAGGCACGCAGCUUCUGGCUCUCCGGCGCCGCCUGCCGCCCGUCCUUUACGAGCUGCACUCCCGCCUGCCCAGCUUCCAGUUCGACAACCAGGGCUACUUUAACUCCUGCACCAUGAAAAGCUGCUGCUUCGCUGGGGACAAAGAUCAGUACAUCUUGUCUGGAUCAGAUGACUUCAAUCUGUACAUGUGGAAAAUCCCAAAUGACCCAGAAGCAGGAGGCCCUGGUCGUGUGGUAAACGGGGCUUUCAUGGUUCUGAAGGGUCACCGCUCCAUCGUGAACCAGGUUCGCUUUAACCAUCACUCCUACAUGAUCUGCUCCUCUGGUGUGGAGAAAGUCAUCAAGGUGUGGAGUCCGUACCUGCAGCCCGGCAGCGAGGGCGAUCUAGAAGGUCGGGUGGAGGACAAGUCCCGCAGCCUCUACAGCCAUGAGGAGUACAUCAGCCUGGUUCUUAACAGCGGCAGCGGUCUGUCCCACGACUAUGUCAGCCAGUCUAUAGAGGAGGAUCCACGCAUGAUGGCCUUCUUUGACUCGUUGGUGCGACGGGAGAUUGAGGGCUGGAGCUCAGACUCUGACAGCGAUCUGAGCGAAGAGGCCAUCAUGCAGCUCCACGCCCGCGGCCGUCGCUCCACGCGGGCCACAUCCGCAGCUCCUGCUGCAGCUCCCGCCGCUGAUCCCCACGGUGACUCUGAUAACUCCUCCUCCUCCUCAUUGGCUGGACCGGACGCUUCUGGAGGGGAGGAGCAGGCUGCAGAAGACGGAGAGGACUGCCCUCUGAGACAGAGGAGACGUCAGCAGCAUCAGUCCAGCUUCCUGGUCAACGAGGACUCGGAUUCCAGUGAGUUUUGGCUGGACCCGAUGCCCCGCCCCCGCUCCCCGAGCCCCAGGGAGAACUCCACUCUAUCCAGCCCCAGCUCCUCUCCUUCACUCCCUGCAGGAGCCUCCAGCUCCUCCUCCUCCUCCUCCAGCUCCAGCAGCGAUGACGAGGAGCGCCGCAGCGCCGUCCGCCGGCAGAACGUCAUGAGGCGGCGUCGCAUGAACGUGGUCUCCAGAGCCGGCAACAGACCCGAGUCCAUCCAGGCUCUGUUUUCAGCCAUGGACUCCUACAGCUACCCGUCAAUCUCAGUCGACGAUCUUUCCUCAUCCUCGUCAGACCGGGAGCAAAACCCCCUGGAAAUCAAACCGCCAGCUUCCGAUUCCAGAGAGGAGGAAAAGUGUCUGAGUCCCUCGGACUUUGUGUGCCCGAGCCCAGCGAUGUCUCCUGCAAGCCAAGACCAUGACAGGAGCGACAGGACUGACGAAGAAGGACACGCGGCCGCGUCGCCUCCACUGCUGGAUGCAUGCAGGACUGAGGGAGCCGCUGGAGCAGCCAGGCAGCAGGCGUCCUCAGAGUCUGAGGAAGAGACUGCAAGUAGACCUGAAGACUCCAGGCCGCUGCGAGAGAAGGUCCUGGCACAGAGCACUGUGAAGCGGACUCAUGUGGGAUCACAUGACGGCGAGUUGGGCUUGUCGCCUUCUGAAAAGAAGCUCAAGACGUAGCCUUUUAUCAUUUGUACACAGAAUUAAACUUAGGAAGUGGAUUUUCUGAGUUUCUACAGCUGAGCUUUUCAUUUCUGACUCCAUCUUGUUUCACAUGUUUCACCUCAAACUGCUGAGAGGGACGGAGUGGUCGGCUUCGGUCGAAGAGCAAACAGUUUGGACUGAAAACCAGAUUACAGGAAAAUAGGAAUAAGCUGCAUAUUGCUCGUAUUUCAGAGGCGUUAUUUUUAUGUGAUAUGAGGUUCUGAUUGUUGCCUCUGAUGACAUCAAGCUCUGAACUAAAUCUAGAUGUUUAGUUGCAGACGUUUCACUUGGAGCCUGUUCUGCUUCGCUUUGUUCUCAUCAACUCUCAGUUUAUGCUGCUUCAGGAAGUUUAAAAAAAAGAAAUGCCUCCUCUACCGUUUCUAUAAGCUGUGCAUUAAAACUUAAUGUUC
Molecule: messenger RNA, 2905 nt
Organism: Cyprinodon variegatus (sheepshead minnow)
Lineage: Eukaryota; Metazoa; Chordata; Actinopteri; Cyprinodontiformes; Cyprinodontidae
Gene: dcaf5
Product: DDB1 and CUL4 associated factor 5
Exons: 9
Coding region: 210-2471 (753 amino acids)
Biological process (GO): negative regulation of fatty acid biosynthetic process
Cellular component (GO): Cul4-RING E3 ubiquitin ligase complex; cytoplasm
Molecular function (GO): protein binding
Source: RefSeq, a predicted model, not a curated record